GCGGAGCGCGGAGAGCGCCGCCCGGCACGGAGGAGAGCUCCAAGCGCUGAGAGGAAGCCGCAGAGCCCGGCCCGGGGGCGAUUGGCCCGCAGCGCCCCCGGGUCUGUCCCCGGGGCGCCAUGGCCCUACUGCGGCCGGGCGCACUUGCGGGGCCCUGGGCUUGUUUGCUUGCGCGCAGCUGAGCUGGGUGUAGGUUGGAAAGGCCAGGCCCCCCCGGGGCGCAAGUGAGGACCAGCGCCAUGGAGCCCCCGACCGUCCCCUCAGAAAGAAGCCUGUCUCUGUCACUGCCCGGGCCCCGGGAGGGCCAGGCCACCCUGAAGCCUCCCCCCCAGCACCUGUGGCGGCAGCCUCGGACCCCCAUCCGUAUCCAGCAGCGUGGCUACUCCGACAGCGCGGAGCGCACCGAGCCGGAGCGGCCGCCUCACCGGCCCAUAGAGCGCGCCGAUGCCAUGGACACCAGCGACCGGCCCGGCCUGCGCACGACCCGCAUGUCCUGGCCCUCGUCCUUCCAUGGCACUGGCACCGGCAGCGGUGGCGCGGGCGGAGGCAGCAGCAGGCGCUUCGAUGCAGAAAAUGGACCGACACCAUCUCCCGGCCGAAGCCCCCUGGACUUGCAGGCGAGCCCAGGACUUGUGCUCCACGCUGGGGCGGCCACCAGCCAGCGCCGGGAAUCCUUCCUGUACCGCUCAGACAGUGACUAUGACAUGUCACCCAAGACCAUGUCCCGGAACUCAUCGGUCACCAGCGAGGCGCACGCUGAAGACCUCAUCGUAACACCAUUUGCUCAGGUGCUGGCCAGCCUCCGGAGCGUCCGCAGCAACUUCUCACUCCUGACCAAUGUGCCCGUUCCCAGUAACAAGCGGUCCCCGCUGGGCGGCCCCACCCCUGUCUGCAAGGCCACGCUGUCAGAAGAAACGUGUCAACAGUUGGCCCGGGAGACUCUGGAGGAGCUGGACUGGUGUCUGGAGCAGCUGGAGACCAUGCAGACCUAUCGCUCUGUCAGCGAGAUGGCCUCGCACAAGUUCAAGAGGAUGUUGAACCGUGAACUCACACACCUGUCAGAAAUGAGCAGGUCAGGAAACCAGGUCUCAGAGUACAUUUCCACAACAUUCCUGGGGACUCACUCUCAACUCCCCAAAGGUCAAAGUCACUCUAUCCAAGUGCCCUUCACUCCUGAUGCCCCCAAACUCUGUGAAACCCCCAACUUCUAUAGAACCCAACAUUUGAAGUCAUCUGUGAACGUCUUGAACUCCUGGCCUCAAGAACUGGAGAACCUGAACAAAUGGGGCCUGAACAUCUUUCGCGUGUCGGAUUACGCCGGAGGGCGCUCUCUCACCUGCAUCAUGUACAUGAUAUUCCAGGAGCGGGACCUGCUGAAGAAAUUCCGCAUCCCUGUGGACACGAUGGUAACAUACAUGCUGACGCUGGAGGAUCACUACCACGCUGACGUGGCCUACCACAACAGCCUGCAUGCAGCCGACGUGCUGCAGUCCACCCACGUACUGCUGGCCACGCCUGCCCUAGAUGCAGUGUUCACGGACCUGGAGAUUCUCGCUGCCCUUUUCGCGGCUGCCAUCCACGAUGUGGAUCACCCUGGGGUCUCCAACCAGUUCCUCAUCAACACCAAUUCGGAGCUGGCACUCAUGUACAACGAUGAGUCGGUGCUCGAGAAUCACCACCUGGCCGUGGGUUUCAAGCUGCUGCAGGAGGACAACUGCGACAUCUUCCAGAACCUCAGCAAGCGCCAGCGGCAGAGCCUACGCAAGAUGGUCAUCGACAUGGUGCUGGCCACGGACAUGUCCAAGCACAUGACCCUCCUGGCUGACCUGAAGACCAUGGUGGAGACCAAGAAAGUGACCAGCUCGGGGGUCCUCCUGCUGGAUAACUAUUCUGACCGCAUCCAGGUCCUCCGGAACAUGGUCCACUGUGCAGACCUCAGCAACCCCACCAAGCCACUGGAGCUGUACCGCCAGUGGACAGACCGCAUCAUGGCCGAGUUCUUCCAGCAGGGUGACCGCGAGCGGGAGCGUGGCAUGGAAAUCAGCCCCAUGUGCGACAAGCACACGGCCUCCGUGGAGAAGUCUCAGGUGGGUUUUAUUGACUACAUCGUGCACCCAUUGUGGGAGACCUGGGCGGAUCUCGUCCACCCAGAUGCCCAGGAGAUCCUGGACACGUUGGAGGACAACCGGGACUGGUACUACAGCGCCAUCCGGCAGAGCCCAUCGCCGCCACCCGAGGAGGAGUCAAGGGGGCCUGGCUACCCACCCCCGCCUGACAAAUUUCAGUUUGAGCUUACGCUGGAGGAGGAAGAAGAGGAAGAAACAUCAGUGGCCCAGGAGGCAUUGACCUCGCAGGGAUUGUCCACAGCCGAGGGUGCUCUGGAUGCAACCAUGGCCUCAUCCCCAGCCAAGGAGUCAUUGGAAGUCAUGGCACAGGACACGCCCCUGGAGGCAGAGCUGGAGGAAGUGGAUUUGACGCAGCAGGCAGAGUCCACGGGCAGUGCACCUGUGGCUCGGGAUGACUUCUCAUCCCAGGAGGAAUCCGUGGUUGCUGUAAGCCAUGGCAGCCCCUCUGCCCUGUCUCUUCAGAGCCCCCUUCUCCCUGCCUGGAGGACCCUGUCUGUUUCAGAGGAUGCCCCGGGCCCCUUGGGCCUCCCCUCCACGGCGGCCGAGGUGGAGGCCCAACGAGAGCACCAGGCUGCCAAGAGGGCUUGCAGUGCCUGCGCGGGGACAUCUGGGGAGGAAACAUCAGCACUCCCAGCUCCUGGUGGGUGGGGGUCACGUGGAGGAGACCCUACCUGAUCCCCAGACCUCUAUCCCUGUACCCCUCCCCUCCCUCAAUCACCUCCUCCGCUGCCUCAAAGACUCUUAGCCCUCCUAAGAAAAAAGAAAACAGAAAAGUGGGUUUUUUUUUCUCUUUUCUUUUUUUCCCCUUUCCCCCCACCCCCACCCACGGGGCCUUUUUUUUUGGAGGUGGGGGCUGGGGAACGAGGGGCUGAGGUCCCGAAAGGGAUUUUAUUUUUUUGAAUUUUAAUUGUAACAUUUUUAGAAAAAGAACAAAAAAAAAAAAAAAAGAAAGAAACACAGCAACUGUAGAUGCUCCUGUUCCUGGUUCCCCCUUUCCACCUCCAAGACCCUCCCCUCCCCUCAUUGCCUCCCAAGUUCCAGGCUUAGUCUUCCAGCCGCCUGGGCAUCUCUACCUGGGCCCGGGCAGGCAUGGGGUCUUCUUCUGGGCUUUUCUUCUGAAUUUUAGAGGGUUUCUAGAACCCGGUCAGGAAUAGCCAUUCUAGGUGGGGCUGGGGCUGGGUGAGGGGCAGUCACUGUGGGAGGUCCCAGCUCCAGCCCCCCUCUGGUUUGCUGCCUCUUUUCCCCCCUAAAAAAAAGUCUUCCGCCUGAUUUUGCACAAUCCUGGCAAUCUGGCUAGGGAGUCAGGGAGCCCGGGAGUUGUUCACUUAGGAUUCAGGGGGUGAUGUGGAAGGGGGCGUGCACACCGCCAGCCUCAGGCAUGGGAUUUGAGGAGGGUCCUAGACCUCCUCCACUCUCCAUCCCCUCUCCCUUCCACUUUGGGUUCACUUUGAAUUUUCUCCGUUUUGGGGGGUGGUGGCUUUGAUUCACACACAGCUCCCCCCACUACUCCACUUCUAGCUGCUUCUCCUCUUGUUUCUGCCUUAAUGAUUCCCACAGCCACAGGAGAAAGGGUUGCAGUGGCUUCCGCCUGCACCUUGAGUGAGGCAGGGCCAGGCGCCCAGAACCCCCAUCCUGCCCGUACCCACCUUUCCAGUGUCCUCCAGAUCCCACCUUCCACACUCUGACCACAGCCCCCAUCCUUUUGCCCUAGGAGGAAGCAAUAAUGGCGUAUACCCUCAUUCUCAGUCCUGGGCAACCCUUCCUUCCACCCCAGCACCAAAAUAAUUUCUCCUCCUUCCCUACCUUGCCAGGCCUCUCCCUCUCCCCCAGCUAGUCCCUGAGCAAUAUGGCAGACAGAUACAAGGCCAUUUUUCUCCAAGCCAUGGGAGACUGUUUGAAAGGAAAGACCCCCUCUCUCCCUCCUCCCUCGCCCCUCAGCCUGGUUCUGCAACUGGGCUGAUCUCUUUCAUCACCUGCCCCCCACCCAGUUCUGAGCACACAGUACUGUAGCCCCCAGUUCCUCCCUAGCCUUCCAUCUGUCUGUCCACCCCAGGGGGAAGUAACCCCCCACACGCACUCCCUUGAUGCCGUCUGUACAGGGUUCAUAUUUUGUAGCGAAAGUUGUUUCUGUCCCAGCCGGGGAUCAGAGUGGGCAUUUUCUUUCUUUUCUUUUUGUUCAUUCUUUUUCUUUCUUUCUUUUUUUUGUACAUACUGUAAGGUUGGUUUGUAAAUUAUUCUACAGAGGCAAAAAGGGAAAAUAAAAACUUGUCCUUCCCUGGCUGAUCUAGUCAGGAAGGUAGGGAAGGGGGCCUCCUGUUGGGAGAGUCUCCGUUCCUGCUGUAUUAUACAAACUGUACCAUAGUCCCGGGAAAAGGGUGGACUCACCACUGUCGUUUUACGGGAAGUCGUGUCAUCCUAGGGGUGGGGGCUGGGUAGAGCCUGUCCCCUCCCCCUACCCCAGGAGCCAGGGGGUGACUGGCGAGACAGACCCCACCCCCAAGCAGGGCUCCUCUCCCCAGGGUGGGCACAGGACCUCUGUAAGCUGCUUGUGUCUUGUCCACUUUGACGAUCAGUCAUUUGGUCCAUUGAUCAAUAAUCAAUCUUCGAUCUUGUCUCCAAUUAAAACGAGGCUUUCACCGAU
Cebus imitator (Panamanian white-faced capuchin) is the source of this 4767-nucleotide messenger RNA. It is a transcript of the gene PDE4A, whose product is annotated as phosphodiesterase 4A. Gene Ontology annotation, molecular function: 3',5'-cyclic-AMP phosphodiesterase activity. The record is from RefSeq and is a predicted model, not a curated record. Gene Ontology annotation, cellular component: nucleus; perinuclear region of cytoplasm; cytosol. The transcript is spliced from 16 exons. Bases 240 to 2801 code for a protein of 853 amino acids. Gene Ontology annotation, biological process: signal transduction. Lineage: Eukaryota; Metazoa; Chordata; Mammalia; Primates; Cebidae.